AGUACGCAUUUUAUUUUCAUAUUGCGUUGGAAUUUGCGGCGAAAGUCUUCAGAAACCAAAAACUGAAAUAAGAAACACAAUUUAAGAGAAAAUGUCGGGCUCCGAGUCUACACAUGUAACAUCGCUUGGGAAGGGUGACAGCUUGCAUCAACAGGUUCUCGCCUCCUUUCCUCUGUGUGACAUCACAGAGGACGAUCUGACCCAGAACCCCCAGUUCUGUAAACUCCUGGCCACCCUGGCACAACAUGUGGACCAAAGUGGACUCACUGUCCCACUGAAAGCAGAGCUGGAAAAGGCUGAGCAGAAGCUGCAGAGUCAGAGGCGUCACUGGCUGCACUCUGAGAGCCUCCACAAAGGGCUACAGGAGAUGAUCCAGGACCACUGUAUCAGGAAGCACCAUACCACUGUACCCCCUGACCAGAACAUGUUCUAUGAGACGAUGGAGAAGUGUCUGCUGGUGGCUCAGUGUAUCAGACAGCUGGAUCCCAGUAGCACUACCAACCAGGACCAGCCCUCUGUUCUGGGUCUGAACUCCCAACAGAUGAUGGAGCUCAUGCCUUCAGAAAAGAAUGUAAAAAGAAUGAAGCAGGGUCUUCCUAGAGAGCUGGAGAAACAUCUGAAGAAGAAGUGUUUGAGCGUCCUCUCUUACUAUCACCCUGAAUGUGAGAAUGAGAGUGAGGGUCUGAGGAACACCAAGUUGUGUCACCUGUCAGCACAGAUGGACAAAGAAAGGAAAAGAGCUGAGAGCCUGAGGGAGACCUGCCGGGAAAACACAGUUCUGCUGCAGAGACAGACUCAACUCUACCUCUCUGAAAUGAUAAAGUGUAUUCAGCUCCUCCAGUCUCUCAUCCUGGACCACAGGCUGAGGGUCCAGACUGAUUUGGACCAUAAGAAGUUAAAGUACUUUGAGGGAAAAUGCGAUUUAGUCUUACAGAAGAUCAAAUACGAGAUGGUGGAAAUUCAGCUGGAUACAUACACAGUGGACGCAAUAUCUGCUCAUAAAAAAAUAAGAGAGAAGCUGGACUCUGAGCUGAAGGCCUGUCAGGUGGAGAAGCAGUCCGUUGAGUCAAAGCUGGCCUCGUUUGAGAUCUUGGGCAAAGAGUUCGAGACCUUGGCCGAGGAGUACUGCAGACUACGGAAGGAGAUAGAAAUGAAUAACUGGGCUCUGAAGGAGUUCACCCAGUGCAACAAUAAGUGACGAUCAUAUCUGACGCUGGGACAGCAGCCAGACAUUCCUGUUUCAUCGUGUCAUUGCUCACAAUGACAUGCCGGCUUUGGACGCCUGGCAGAGAAACUGUGAGGCCUUUUGGCGUCCAGGAGUGAGUGAAGGCUCCCAUUACAGCUCCAAAUGUUGUGUAAUUAAAUUCAGUUUUCAGACAUUGUUAGUGCAUCAAUAUUGUUCUAAGCAAUCUCUACUUUCAUUGUGUCCAGUUAGAGUUACAGGUGUUUAAAAUGUAUUACUCUUUUAACCCAUUGACGCCUAAAACGCCUGUAAAACCUCUGGGCGAUUUUAAAAUAAGCCCCUAAAACCUGAAGUUUUUCUGGAAAUUCAACAGAAAUGUCAACGCUUCCUACUAAAUAAUAGAUUUUUCAGCCUCUGUAGCAGAUAGAAAUGAAAUUCAAAAAGUAUUUGAACGCUUAUACAAAUACUACAAAACGACGUAUCCGCUUUCCAGGCUUCAAUGGGUUAAUAAGCUGCAGUUUUAAACUAAAUCUUCCAUGCAGUGGUGGAAAAAGUAUUCAGAUCCCUUACUAAUACCACACUGAAAAUGACUCCACUACAAGUCCUGCAUUUGCAACUUACUUAAGUUAAAGUACAAAAGAAUCAGCAUCAGAAUGUGCUUAAAGUAUCAAAAGUAAAAGUUGUCAUUAUCCAGACAGACCCCACUCAAAUUGUUACAUACAUUUAAAAUAUAUUACUAGGUUAUUUGUAUUGAUGCAUUUUUGUAAGCAGAGUUUUAAUUUACUAAGGUAGGGCUCAUUUUAACUACUUAAUAUACUGUUGAUGAUGUUUGAUUAAAAAAAUUCUUAUCACUUUAAAUUUAUCAUGUCUUUAUGUUAAAUCUCGAUCUGAAAAGUAACAAAAUCUGGCAGCCAAAAGAAGAAUAUUUGCUUCUAAAAUGUAGUGGAGUAGAAGUAUAAAAUGGAAAUACUCAAGUAAAGUAAAAGGGCCUCAAAAUUGUACUUAAGUACCGUACUUGACCAAAUAUUCCAUCUGAUUACUUAUUUACUUUAUAUAAUAGCUUAAGGAAGUGAGAAUCACUAUAUUCAUGCUGACAAUGUCAGAUGACAAAUACCAUUUCCCAAAAUCGGCUUUCCAGUUGGCAUGUACAGCAGUGAAAUUAAUAUUGUGCAGUGUUGAAAAAAGUAUUCAAAUCCUUCACUUAAGUAAAAUAUUGAAAUACAUGGCUACUAUUUUGAUAUAAACGGGGCAAAAAAAUAAAUGAAUGCAUUGUCAGCAGGGGUCUGAAUAUGAUUAUAAUCUAUAUUUAUAUGAUCUCUGUUCUUAGUGCAGUUAUGUAAUGGGAAUAAUGUAAACAAGACAAGUCCAAAUAUGUCUGCAGCAUCCUUUUAGAUGGGAUGAGUGUCAUGCUCACAAAUGUAUAGCCUAAAUUCCAUAAGUGUUGUGUUAAUUAUAUUUUUCCUUUAUAAAACACAACGGCACAUCAAUAAUCCUUAUGGAAGAUUAGCAUGGCCAUCGGUUUGUGUACUGUGUACUCUGUUUUCAUCAAAUACACUUCGAUGAGGAAACGAGGCAACAAUUUUGAGGUGAAAGACCCACGUUAAACCUGUCUUGUUGGAUUUGUACUGACAACUUGAGAAAUGAAAUUCUCAGGUUAGUGUCAUUUUGCUGUUUGUACCUUAAUCAGUUUCAGUUUGAACCUUAAUCCACAAGGUGGCGGUAUACUUUCAAUCUUGACAGAGGUCAUGCCAUAUUCUCUGUAUUAUUGUUUUGCUUUUCUAUUUCAUGCAACUUUUUUAAAAGUAAAAGUAAAGUUCUUUAUUCUUUAUAUGUAAAUGUUCUUUAUUUAUUAGACUUAUAAUUUAAAUUCUGUACAAUGAUCCAUAAUUCAAGCUGUCACAUAUUAACAGUUAAAGACCAUAACUGGCAGUUUUGUUUUACUUUAUGCAUGCAGCUAAAAAUAAUUGCUGUGACACAAAAGAGGGUUUUUUUUCCCACUAUAAAAAAUAUUACUUUGAUAAAUAGUUUUAUAAA
Centropristis striata (black sea bass) is the source of this 3217-nucleotide messenger RNA. RefSeq names its product HAUS augmin-like complex, subunit 4 (gene haus4). The transcript is spliced from 9 exons. NCBI's taxonomy places the organism in Eukaryota, Metazoa, Chordata, Actinopteri, Perciformes, Serranidae. The record is from RefSeq and is a predicted model, not a curated record. Bases 92 to 1198 code for a protein of 368 amino acids. Gene Ontology annotation, molecular function: microtubule minus-end binding. Gene Ontology annotation, cellular component: HAUS complex. Gene Ontology annotation, biological process: spindle assembly; centrosome cycle.